Messenger RNA from Daktulosphaira vitifoliae (grape phylloxera), 1472 nucleotides. RefSeq names its product dihydroorotate dehydrogenase (quinone)-like. The coding region runs from base 206 to 1354 and encodes 382 amino acids. The record is from RefSeq and is a predicted model, not a curated record. Gene Ontology annotation, molecular function: dihydroorotate dehydrogenase activity. The transcript is spliced from 8 exons. Gene Ontology annotation, biological process: 'de novo' pyrimidine nucleobase biosynthetic process; pyrimidine ribonucleotide biosynthetic process. Gene Ontology annotation, cellular component: mitochondrial inner membrane; cytoplasm. NCBI's taxonomy places the organism in Eukaryota, Metazoa, Arthropoda, Insecta, Hemiptera, Phylloxeridae.
ACGGAAAGUUAAUUUUCUAGAUAAUUACUUUUAAAAAUAAAGAAUUUUCAUUUAUAGAUUUUUUAUUUCCCGUGAUCAUUAAUGAAAUACCGAUUAAUAUAUUUUACUUAACAUUAUUCGAUUCACUUAAAUUACGUAUCAUCCACCAAAAAUAAUCUUAAAAACUUUAGCAGUCAACUGGAGUACCGAAAUAUUUAUUUAUUAAAUGAUGUUAAAAUCUAUAUUUAAAGUUACAUCUGGAGGGAUGUUGUUGUUUGUUGGUUCUAACUUGCUGUCUUUAAAUGAAACAUUUUAUAAAAAGUAUAUUAUUCCAACAAUUUUCUUGCUGGAACCAGAAAAUGCACAUAAUUUUGUAAUUUUUACUGGAAAGUAUGGACUGAUUCCAAAAUCAUUCUAUCAAGAUCCUACAUCAUUGAAAACAACUUUAUGGAAUAUAAAUUUUAAGAACCCCAUUGGAUUAGCUGCAGGAUUAGAUAAACAAGGCGAGGCAAUUAAAUCUAUGCACAAUGUUGGAUUUGGAUUUGUAGAAAUCGGAUCAGUUACUCCUUUUCCUCAACCUGGAAAUGAGCUUCCUAGAGUAUUUAGAAUAAUUAAUAAAGAUGCUGUUAUCAAUAGGUAUGGAUUUAAUAGUGAUGGUCAUGAUGCUGUUUAUGAAAGAAUUGUAAAACAAAAAAAAGAUGAUUUUGUAAUUGGUGUAAAUUUGGGGAAAAAUAAAAACUCUGAAGAUGCCAAAACUGAUUAUGUUAAGGGUAUUGAAAAAUUUUCAUCAGUUGCUGAUUAUUUUGUUAUUAAUAUUUCUAGCCCCAAUACUCCAGGACUACGAAAUCUACAAAAAAAAGAUGAUUUGAAAAAUCUCUUAUCAAGUGUGAUUGAAGCUAGAAAUAAAAAUUGUAAAAAACAUAAAUUAACGCCUUUGCUCCUGAAAAUUUCCCCGGAUUUAUCAGAUCAAGACAAAAAAGAUAUUGCUGGUGUUAUUCUUGAUGAAAAGUGCCGUGUAGAUGGUUUGAUAAUUUCAAACACUACUGUUGAAAGAGAUGGUGUUUGUGAUUGUCCUAAUGGAUUAGAACCAGGAGGCUUAAGUGGAAGACCUUUAAAAGAUAAAUCAACCAAAUUGAUCUCAGAUUUCUAUAAACUAACUAAUGGUAAAAUCCCUAUAAUAGGCGUUGGUGGAAUAUUUAAUGGUCAAGAUGCUUAUGAAAAAGUUAGGGCUGGUGCUUCACUUUUGCAAAUAUAUACAUCAUUUAUUUAUAAUGGUCCACCAAUUAUAACAAAAAUAAAAAAAGAGUUAGAAACCCUUUUAAGGGAGAACAACUAUAAGUCAAUAUCUGAAGCUGUCGGCGUUGAUUCAAAAUAAAUUUUUGGUAUACAAUAUCAAAACGUUAAUUUUAAAUAUUGUUUGAGUUAUUAAUUUUUUAAUUAUUAUAGUUGUUAUUUUUUGACAAAAAUUAAUAAAAAUUGUUAUUAGUUAAUAA